GUAGUGCGCAGGUGCGCGGAUUGUGGAGCCAGGCGCGGGGGGUGCUGGGAUUCCGUGGCUCCCCGUGGCCGGUGUUCUGGGUGGGCGGAGCCUGUGCGGGGCCGUCACUGAGCCCAGGUCGGUGGAGUCAAUCCGGUGACGGACCCGGUGACCCCGCGGCCCCCCCGGCCGCCUCGCGCUGACAGCCUUCCUGUGUUUUGGGUUAGGAUCACGUGACGGGGCGUGGCCUGGCUGAGGGGCGUGGCUUGUUACUUCCUCGCUCGCAGCUGCAAAGCUAGGAUGGUGGGAGGGAUGAAGGACUGCCACAGGCAGGUUUUGUUGAAGUCACGGAUUUUUCUAUCAAAUAAUAUGGAGCCUGAUGAAGUGCUGGAGCAUCUUGUGGCCAAAGAAAUCUUGACAAAUUUAAUGUAUGCCAGAAUCAAGGCUUUUCCAGUGCAAUAUGAUCAGAAUAUUGCUUUACUGACUAUGCUUCCAAAACGAGGGCCAAAAGCAUUUUCUGAAUUCUGCAAUGUUUUACGAGAGACUGGCCAGAAGUAUUUAGCUGAGGAACUGGAAAAUAAGCUAUGUUCUCCUGACACACCAGAGCAGAAAUCCUUGCCAUACCCUGUAAAUGAGACAGGCGUCAGAAGAAUGCUCUGGACAGAAUCCCCUGACUAUUCUAUUGAUGAUGGAGAUGGCCCGAUCGUGGUUUCGUUUUGCAGUGUUGAUUUCUACCUGGCUCAUCAUAAUGAGGCGUACAAGCUUACCUCUUGUCCACGUGGUCUCGCCUUAAUCAUCAGCAACACAAAGUUUUCUACUCCAGACUUGGAUUUUCGUCAUGGGGGAGAUGUGGAUUUGGCCUCUCUGACGCAGCUAUAUUCCCGUCUGGGUUAUAAAGUUAUCCCACACAAUAAUCUAACCGCUCAGGACAUGCUCUGUAAACUAGACACGUUCUCCAAAUUUUCAGAGCAUGCAGAUCUGGAUUCAUGCAUUGUAGCCCUUCUUUCUCAUGGGGUUGAUGGUGCUGUGUAUGGGACUGAUGGCCAGCUGGUCCAGCUGCAGGAUGUGUUUAGAAUUCUGGACAACGCUCACUGCCCACAUUUACAGAACAAGCCUAAAAUGUUCUUUAUACAAGCCUGCCGUGGAGAAGAGACAGACAGAGGAGUUGAUCUGCAAGAUGGCAGGGAGCAGUCCGCCUCUCCCGGCUGCGAAGAGAUGGACGCUGGAAAAGAGUCGGUAAAAGUGAAACUGCCAAAGCAGUCUGACAUGAUCUGUGCCUACGCUUGCCUCAAAGGGACUGUCUCUCUGCGGAAUACAAAGAGAGGAUCCUGGUUUGUAGAAGCACUUAUCUCUGUUUUUUCUCAGCAUGCCAAGGACACACAUGUGGCUGACAUGUUGGUGAAGGUGAAUGCAUUGAUAAAGGAGCGCGAGGGGCACGCUCCGGGCACCGAAUUCCAUCGCUGUAAAGAAAUGUCCGAAUAUUCCAGUACUCUGUGCCGCAAUCUCUACCUUUUCCCUGGCAUUCCUGGCUUAUAGUGGUUCUGUGAAUACUGCCACAAUGAGCCAGCUCUUAGAUACAUGGUGUUUGCAAUAUGCGAAUAUGCUUUAUUUUUUUGCAGAAAUCUUCUUGUCUUCCAGAUUUUUUUUUAUGUACAUUUUUUUAUAACUGAUAAAUAUUGUAUAUCUUAUAGUAUUAUGAUACUAUUGUGGCUCAGUUGCUUCCCCAAAGAGUUACUCUCACUGAGUGAGAGAAUUCCUGAGUGUCCGCUCAUUUUAAACCCUAUGUACUACAGAGGUUCUUGCUGGUUUCUGUUCAAUCAGGAAAUCUAUGGAGCUUAU
Pelobates fuscus (common spadefoot toad) is the source of this 1818-nucleotide messenger RNA. It is a transcript of the gene CASP2, whose product is annotated as caspase 2. The record is from RefSeq and is a predicted model, not a curated record. NCBI's taxonomy places the organism in Eukaryota, Metazoa, Chordata, Amphibia, Anura, Pelobatidae. Gene Ontology annotation, biological process: regulation of apoptotic process; proteolysis. Gene Ontology annotation, molecular function: cysteine-type endopeptidase activity. Bases 280 to 1515 code for a protein of 411 amino acids. The transcript is spliced from 11 exons.